AUGCCGCCUUCCCGGCUCGCCCGCCUUCCCCCAUGGAUGAGCCACUGGCUGGGCUAUCGCCCAGAGACCCCAGCGCUAUUAAACAAGUACAUUGUGGCUGGGUGGUCCUUCCUAGCCGCGUUCUGCGGUCUGUCCGUCGUGCAGGGCAUCUUCAACUACUCAGACUAUUUCAAAGGGCGCCAUGUGCCAGGGAUCGUCGCAUCCUACGGCGCAUCAGCAGUCCUAGUCUUUGGUGCCAUCGAGGUGCCCCUGGCGCAGCCGCGCGCCCUAGUCUUUGGUCACUUCUUCAGCGCUCUGAUCGGUAUCUGCGUCAUCAAACUGUUCAGCCUCAUGCCUGAUGCUCAGCGCUUCGAGUCACUGCGCUGGCUAGCCGCCUCCCUUUCGACUGCCCUUGCUAUCGUCGUCAUGCAACUAACCGGCACCACGCACCCCCUGCCGGAGCAACAGCUCUACUUCCGGCCACUGACGAAGCGAUCUAUCAACUGUCUUGGUACUUUUUACCAGUGA
Penicillium daleae is the source of this 507-nucleotide messenger RNA. Its product is annotated as HPP family protein. The record is from RefSeq and is a predicted model, not a curated record. The transcript has 2 exons. Bases 1 to 507 code for a protein of 168 amino acids. NCBI's taxonomy places the organism in Eukaryota, Fungi, Ascomycota, Eurotiomycetes, Eurotiales, Aspergillaceae.